This is a messenger RNA of Anolis carolinensis (green anole), 10339 nucleotides long. It is a transcript of the gene nr4a3, whose product is annotated as nuclear receptor subfamily 4 group A member 3. Bases 234 to 2099 code for a protein of 621 amino acids. The record is from RefSeq and is a predicted model, not a curated record. Gene Ontology annotation, cellular component: transcription regulator complex; nucleus. The transcript is spliced from 8 exons. Lineage: Eukaryota; Metazoa; Chordata; Lepidosauria; Squamata; Anolidae. Gene Ontology annotation, molecular function: zinc ion binding; RNA polymerase II cis-regulatory region sequence-specific DNA binding; nuclear receptor activity. Gene Ontology annotation, biological process: cellular response to corticotropin-releasing hormone stimulus; regulation of transcription by RNA polymerase II.
CGCAGUCCGGAGCUCCAAGGUAGAAGGCGCCGAUGCCUCGCUUUGGAGCGCCGCGCCUCGCUCGGGACUGAAGGAGACGACGCUUCCCCGGAGCAGCCGAGAUCCAACUCUAUGUAAAGACGGAACCGCCACCGCAGCCGAAACCCGAGUCGGAGAAGCCCCCGCACGAGGAGCCCCCGCCAAGCGAGCCCGCCGCCCCUCCCACCAUUCAGCGAGCAAGAAACCCUCCAGAUAUGCCCUGCGUGCAAGCCCAGUACAGCCCCUCGCCUCCUGGCUCAACGUAUGCAUCUCAGAGCUUUGCCUAUGGCUCAGAGUACAAUCCUGAGAUCAUGAACCCUGACUACAGCAAGCUGACAAUGGAACUGAGCAGUGCUGAGAUCAGUGCUACUGCUACCACCUCUCUACCCAGCUUCAGUACUUUUAUGGAGGGCUACGCUGGGGGCUAUGAGCUCAAGCCCUCCUGCCUAUACCAAAUGCAGUCCGCCUCUUCUUCCUCCUCCUCGCCUUCCUCUUCUGCGAGCCAGAGGCCCCUCAUUAAGAUGGAAGAUAAUCGGAUGCACAGUUACCACUCAUCACUGCCUCCUUCCAUGGAAGAAGGUGUGGCAAACACCCCCAUGUAUUUCAAGCAGUCGCCACCUUCCACACCCACCACGCCUGGUUUUCCUUCCCACCAGGCUCCCUGGGAUGAACCACCACCCCCACACCCUCUUCCACCAGCACAGACCUGCAUGGCCCCAAGCCAUUUGAUGGACACUGCCCCUAUGAAAACAAUGUCUAGCCGCUUCCCACUCUUCCAUUUCAAGCAUUCGCCACCCCACACACCCACUGCCAGCGCCCACAUGUGCUAUGAUGCCACCGCCUUGAAUCUACCCAUUGGAUCGGAGAGGUCUACUGCGAGCCAAGCAGCUAUGGAAAAUCACCCGUAUGGCCUCCCAUUGUCCAAGAGAGCGGCCACCUUAGCCUUCUCACCAUUGGGACUCAAUGCAGCCACGUCCAGUCUGCUGGGUGAGAGCAGUGGUAGCAGCAGUGGCCUCCCUUCACCCCACAGCCGAAGUUCUUCAUCAGGAGAGGGCACAUGUGCAGUAUGUGGGGACAAUGCUGCCUGCCAACACUAUGGGGUGCGAACAUGUGAAGGCUGUAAAGGCUUCUUCAAGAGGACAGUUCAGAAAAAUGCAAAAUAUGUUUGCCUGGCUAAUAAAAACUGCCCAGUGGAUAAACGCCGUCGAAACAGAUGUCAAUACUGCCGAUUUCAGAAGUGUCUCAGUGUCGGCAUGGUAAAAGAAGUUGUCCGCACUGACAGUUUAAAAGGGAGAAGAGGCCGACUACCUUCAAAACCAAAGAGCCCGUUGCAGCAAGAGGCUUCCCAGCCCUCCCCACCUUCGCCUCCAGUCACUAUGAUGAAUGCUCUUGUGCGAGCUUUAUCUGAUUCUGCACCCAGGGAGCUUGACUAUUCCAGAUACUGUUCCACUGAGCAAGCUUCUGCAGGUACAGAUGCAGAACAUGUACAACAGUUCUAUAAUAUUCUUACUGCCUCCAUUGACAUAUCCAGAAGCUGGGCAGAAAAAAUUCCAGGAUUUACAGAUCUCCCAAAGGAAGAUCAAACUCUUCUCAUAGAAUCAGCUUUUUUGGAGCUACUUGUAUUGAGACUGUCAAUCAGAUCUGACACUGCUGAAGAUAAAUUUGUUUUCUGCAAUGGACUUGUGCUUCAUAGACUUCAGUGCCUUCGUGGAUUUGGGGAGUGGCUCGACUCAAUUAAAGACUUUUCCUUAAAUUUACAGAGCCUCAGCCUUGACAUCCCAGCCUUAGCAUGCUUAUCAGCUCUAAGUAUGAUUACAGAACGACAUGGAUUAAAAGAACCAAAGAAAGUGCAUGAGCUAUGCAACAAGAUCAUGAGCAGCUUGAAAGAUCACUUAGCCUUCAGCUAUCAGAGUAAAGGACCACCUUUUGAGCCCGCAGAGUCUAAGGUCCUUGGUGUCCUUGCUGACUUGCGCUCUCUCUGCACGGUCGGACUGCAGCGUAUCUUUUACCUGAAAUUGGAAGAUUUGGUGCCGCCACCUUCCAUUAUCGACAAGCUGUUUCUGGACACCUUACCAUUCUGAGAGUCGGAUUUACCCUCAAGAAAGGUAACUGUCUAUCAAAGUGGGCAUAGAGAUUGGAAUUUACUGCUAACAACGUUCCUCUCAUCUAACAGUGUGGGAAGCAGUUCCAACGCUAAGCCGUGGACUUUUCCUAAUGCAUUUUCUUGCAAAGUGAGGCCUAAAACCUAACUUACAUUUCUGAAGAUAACAGAUGGGGAGUUGGAUGUGGUUUUGUUUUGCUUUUAAUUGCUAAAUAUGGCACUUUUGAAUGAUAUUAUCCCAGCUAGAAGAAGGUGUUAAUAUGACUGUUUUAACUUUAUUGCAUAGCAUCUCAUCACAGUUGAUGAGUAGAAAAUUGUAGAUGCUACAUGUGUGAAAACUGAAACAAUAACAAAUUGUUCAUCCAAGUUGUGUGUAUUUUAUAGUUUGAACUUUUAUCUUACUUCCCAUGCCAAAAGCAUAUUAUGCUGGCAUAAAUUAAAAUGCUUUCUUUCUCAACUUCUCCGCUCCAAACAAUGUUCAUUCACUAUUUCCUAUGAAUCAGAUAUAGCAAAAAGACAAUGGCUGUUAGCUCCCAAUCUCAAGUGCAAUUUUAAAGUGCUGUCUUAAUAAGUCUUGUUUAUUAACUAUAAUUUAUUUUAAUAUGAAAAAUGAAAAUAAUAGAUAUAAAAGUGAGUGAGGAAAAUGGUUUUACGUACAUGCAUUAACUUCCAUAACAGAGUUUCUCAAACUUUGAAUCAAUGUAGCAUGAUUCACAAGCUUAAGCAUUCGGCAAGGAACAAGAGCCAGUUGUGAUAGUCUCACAAAUGUUGGCUGAAUUACGUAAAUAACAAUGUAUAUUCAAUGAAACAUAUAGGGUCAGCAUCAGAGUGUGCACUGGGCUUAGCACUGAAUUUUGCUAAUUGAUUAGAAAACAAAUAUGAGACAGUUCAGAAAAAUGAACGUAAAUAAUAGGGAGGGUUUAAUGGGCUGUGUUUUAAACAUUCCUUGUAUGUACUCCCCUUCUUCCCUUUUUGUAUGUUUAUACUGUUGAUGCCAUAUUAAUAUGAAGCAAUUUGUUGCAUUGUGUCUUUAUUUGUAUAAAUAUUUGUAUGCAUGAUAUAUUGUAAAGCUUUGCCUGUAUUUAUUGCUAUGACUGCCAGCUCAAGGGAGCCGUGUUACACAGCGUGACUAAAUAGUGUGUUCACACUGACUCAGAUAUAUAAUGGGUGUGAGUGUGGGUAGUCUAUCACACACAUGCAUAUGUAUGUGUGCAUUUUUAUUAACUAGUUGUACAUAAAAUCUGUCCUUUCACAAGCAAACCUUAUCUUACUGUUUAUUUGCAGUGACUUUUAAGGCAGUACAAUUUAGCACUUUGAUAUUAAAAAUAUUGUUCAUGUUUUGCUAAAUUAAAUAAUAUUUAAAUAUUUUCGUUCUUUACAAAAACAUUUAUAUGCACUGUACUAAGUCAAGGUUUCAUUGGUCCUUUUGCUAAGAAAAAAAGAAAACCUUUUGAAUGUCAAUCUGAUGUCCCUGUAUUUUUUGUUAGCUUUAAACACUCUACAGUCAUUUUGUCCUUUUUUAAAUGACCAUGUUGUUUAUAUGGAAAUUAAAUCAUAUAAUCCAGUAUAUGCCAAAACUAACUGUCCAGUAGCUGCAGUGAAUAAUCUAGCUAUCAAGCUAUUAUCUGGGUUUCAAAACGUUUCUUGACUUUAUCAAUUCUUAUGUCUGGACAUCUUGGGGGGAGUGGAUUUAUUCUUCUAUCAAAAUUAGUAAUAGUGUCAAUAGGGAAACAUGCUUCUAAUCAGUAUAGCUAAUAAUUUCGGUUUACUUACAGAUAAUAUUUGAAAAUGUAUUGCUUUUUUAUAUUGACUGUAUGUGCAAACAGAAUAGCAUAAUUAAAUAUCAGAGGAAGCUGAUUUUUUUCCCCUGCAGGUUUGAUCACACUUCCUGACCUGCAAGGCAAACAUAUUUUGAUUUAAAUUUAAAUUUUUUGUACAAAUUGUGUACACAAUCACAAUUGAAUUUGAAAAGUUAUGCCACUGUUUUUACACAUGUGCAAACUAUAUAAUCAUCAUUAACCCACUGGAGUGAAUAUGAACUUUUGCGAUUAAUUUUGUUAAGGUUCAUGUUUCAAUAGUUCUGGUAGAAUGUCAUCCUUCUUUGACAAAAAAUAGUCCACAAGAGGCAUAAAAAGCCUAGUUCUCACUGAAGUGAACGGAAGCUGAAGAUUCAUGAUACUUCUUCACACAUUUGAGUCCUCAGGUGGAAAUUGAUGGGCUGUUAAGAUAUAUCAGUUAUUUUUUACUUUAAAAAAACUAACAGUUCCCUGGAAAGCUGUAAGAUUUCAGAAAAUUGUGUUACGGUUCAUGUACUCAUGCUUUGGUGUUCCAAGGAUUUUGGUUUUAAAACAGUAUGAUUUUGGUGGGCAUUCUCGUUGCCGAUGCAGUUUUAUUUUAUUUUUAGCAUUCAGAAAAAAAUGUUCACGUAAUACAACCGUUGAUAAAUCUCAAGAAAAAGAGAUAAAGAACAAUUCCAAGCUGAUGAAUCUAUUCCUUUUAUGAGACUUCUUAGUGUGCAGAUAUGUCUUGUUUCAUGGGCAAAAAAAAAAAUCAGGAAUAUUACAGCUAUUAAAUGAGAGUGCCUUGCUUUUAUUUCAGACAGAGUGCUUCAGAUGUUCCUUGGCUCCUCUAACAGCAGCGAGAGAAUGUGUGGAUGUGUGUAAGAGAGGGACGGAGGGAGGGAAUGUGUGUGCAUGAACAUGAGCAAAUGAGUUAACCUGUAGGGCUGAAGAAAUGUCUGGUACAUAUCCAAUGUAAAUUAAAGUGAUUAAAUUGAAUGACAUUUUUCUCCAAGGCCCCAUGUGUUUUGAGUAAGUAUGCUUAAUUCUGUUAAUGUCUGAUGUGAAUUUUUUAUCUCUGAGAAAACAUUAAAAAUGUAUCUGCUCCCGUACUAAAAGUGGGAACAUGCUUGGGAUCACUGAAAAAUUGAUAGCAAGAACUUGGACGGCAUAUCUGGAAGACUGCUUAUCUUAUAAGAUAACUGCAAUGGCAGCUUACAAAAGUGGUAGAUAGGUUUAUCCGUAGUAUCUUCUAUCUGACAUGGGGUCUUACUAAAUACCGUAGUGAAAGACAGUACAUAACAUCAGAGAGCCACGAAUGGUAUCUACCUUUUUUUUCCUUCCAUUUACCAGCCUGGCUCUUCUGCCUCUUAUAAGUAACCUAUGUAAAGUUUGUUCUAGAAUGUGCACCUGUCAUUUAAGGAACCAAUCAGUCAAGGUGGACUUAAGGAAAAAAGAAAAGCGUUUGCAAACCUGGGAUAGAUGAAUGUGUUUUGUUUAAUAAUAAAAUUACGUUAGUGUUUGAAACAACGAAAAGUGUCUGAGCAAUUCUUAACAAGCAACAAUAUAAUGCUAAAUUAUUUCGAUUGCCAUGACUGCUCUGCCAUGUUUUCUAGAGAUGUGCAAUUCGGCAAAAAGGCAUGCCAUUUUGGGGUCCAUUGUCGGCUGGCCCCUCAUUCUUUUUACCAGAAAGUUAUUCGAAUGGGGAGGAGUUUUGCCAUUUUCAUUUGGCAAAGAUUCAGCCCAUUGGCUACAAUGGGAAACUUUAAAGCAGGGGUCCUCAAACUUUUUAAGUGGAGGGCCAGUUCAUGGUCCCUUAGACUCUUGAGGGGCCAAAUUAUCAUUUGAAAAAAAAUACGAACAAAUUCCUAUGCACACUGCACAUGUCUUAUUUGUAGUGGAAAAAAUCCCCAACAUCAAUAUUUUUUUUAUUUAUUACAUUUAUACCCCACCCUCUCUCACCUCAAAGGGGAGUCAGAGCGCCUUACAAGUUGUAUGUACAUAUAAUAUAUAUUAUUAGCAUAUCACAAUAUUAGCAUUAUAUAUUACUAUAUUGUACUAUACCACUAUACUGUAAUAUUAUUAGUAAUAUUACAUUUAAUACAUACUGUAUAAUUAAUAUUAUUAUAUUGUAUUGUUAUUAGUAUUAUAUUGUAUUACAUUAUAUUAUUAUCAAUAUUAUAUGUAUACACAAUAUAUUAUAUUAUUACCAUAGUACAAUAUUAGUAAAUGAAAGAACAAUACAAUAUUUAAAAACUAAAAAUAAUUUUAACUAACAUAAACCUAUCAGGAUUUCAAUGGGAAGUGUGGGCCUGCUUCUGGCCAAUGAAAUAGUCAAGUUAAGUAGGAUUGUUGUUGUUGUUGUUGUUGUGUGCCUUCAAGUCAUUUCAGACUUUGGGCGAGGCUAAGUCUAAAACUGAAUGUGGGGGCCAGGUAAAUGACCUUGGAGGGCCGCAUCUGGCCCCUGGGCCUUAGUUUGGGGACCCCUGCUUUAAAGGCUCAAUCCUCAGCCAUUUUAAGGUCUAUCUGCAUGAAACUAUCUCAGUUUUAGUUCUCAUUUAUGACUGCAGGCCUUCCAAGUUUCAAAACACCAAUCUACUAUUUUUUAAGAAUUAUUUUAAGUUUUAACCAUAACUUUUUUAAAAAUAAGACAAACCGCAAGAGAGGGUUCUGGGAAUUGUAGUCACUGGUUGUGUCUAUUCUCAGCCAAUCAGAACAUGGAUACAACUAGGCUUUUUAUCGGCUGGGAACAGAGAAACACACACAGAGAGAAACUUAAUGCUCUAAGAAGAACUUUUCAAUGCCCGCCCUAUCCAAGUGCUGCUGGGAAAGUGAGUUCCCAAGGCCUUCUCUGGAGGAGGAGGGAACUUUCCAAGAAAAAAACGACAGAGGCUGCUUCUGCCAGAGAGAGGGAGAAAACAGCAGCAGAUCCCUGCCUCAGGUAUAUUGCAGACUUAACUCUUUCCCCUCCAGAACCGAUAAAAUCUGGCUCCCUUAAUCUGUUUUGCCGGGCAUUUCGUCUCCCUCCUCCCCAUUCUGAUUUCGGAGAUUAUAUAAAACGGCCCACCAACAAAGCACAAAUCAUUUUUGUUUAAACUGAUUCAGACCCAAGCCUAAUGCCUUCUGCAACACAAAGCAUUCUUGGCUUUUUCAUAUGUCCUAGAAGUGUGUAUUUUAUAGUUUGAACCUUUAUCUUACUUCCCACCUCCUCUCAGAGACUGUUUCAUGGGAAACAGAUUUUCAAAAAGGAGUUUUAAAAACUUCAGUUAUUCUUUCUUGUUCGUAACCCAAACAUGUCUUAAGAGCUUUUAAAAACCAGAUGCUAAAUAUAUUUUCUAAAGUUAAUGGAUACAAAAAUAAAAUGUAUUUGAAUUGUGUUCAGUCUGAAAUGGUGUUGAGCUAAUAAAAGUGAAAAGCAUUGCUUUUGAUUAAUUUUUCCCAUAAAUGAUUUAGGAACACUUAUCUUUAUAUAUAUACCUGUCCAAGUACAGUAGAGUCUCACUUAUCCAAUACUCGCUUACCCAACAUUCUGGAUUAUCCAACGCAUUUUUGUAGUCAAUCUUUUCAAUACAUCGAGAUAUUUUGGUGCUAAAUUCGUAAAUACAGUAAUUACUACAUAGCAUUACUGUGUAUUGAACUACUUUUUCUGUCAAAUUUGUUGUCUAACAUGAUGUUUUGGUGCUUAAUUUGUAAAAUCAUAACCUAAUUUAAUGUUUAAUAGGCUUUUCCUUAAUCUCUCCUUAUUAUCCAAUGUAUUCGCUUAUCCAACGUUCUGCCGGCCCGUUUACGUUGGAUAAGUGAGACUCUACUGUCUUCUGGAGCGGGCUGAUAUCUGUCUGAUAUCCGGUGGCUCAGUGUGUUAAAGCGCUGAGCUGCUGAACUUGCAGACCGAAAGGUCCCAGGUUCAACCCCAGGGAGCAGAGUGAGUGCCCACUUUUAGCCCCAGCUUCUGCCAACCUAAGCAGUUAGAAAACAUGCAAAUGUGAGAAGAUCAAUAGGUAGCCCUCUGGCGGGAAGGUAACAGCGUUCCAUGCAGUCAUGCCGGCCACAUGACCUUGGAGGUGUCUACGGACAAUGCCGGCUCUUCGGCUUAGAAAUGGAGAUGAGCACCAACCCCCAGAGUCGGACACGACUGGACUUAACGUCAGGGGAAACCUUUAACUUUACCUUUAAUGGGAACAAUAUAGAAGAUGACCUCUUUAUCUGCGCCAUUCUGAUUUUGGGAUGCUCUCUCUUGGGAGGCCUAUUUGACAUUAAGACUGACUUCCUUUGCUCCAAAUAAAAAUAUCUUUUUCUUGAAACAUUUGAGGCCUAAUUAAUUAAUUCCAAAAUGCACAUUCACAUGGUUCUAAAUGGAUACAAUGUUUAAAACUUAUUUUAAACUGUCAGAUUUCUUAAUAUACUUUUAGUCUCCCCCCCCCCCCCGACAAAGCCUUUCCAUCUAUAUAUUUCCAUCUUGUGAUUGCAUCUAAGUGCUGCAUACAUACCCCUAUGUAUUUGGUUUUUGGGCUCUACCCCCAAAUGGGGUUUAUUUGGAGUUGAAACCCUGCCAUGGAUCAUGAAAGGUAUGUAUAUCAAGUUUAGCUGAAAUCCAUCAAGCCAUGUAGGAGUGUUUGCACAACAAACGUACAAAAACACAUGUGUUCACUUUUUGUAUAUACAGUAUAUGUAUAGAGAUAAUUAGCAUACAUAUAUAGCUUUGCUCGGAUAUUGGGGGCCACUACCUGCCUGCUUUUUCCCUUCUCUACCUCGAAGAAGGCCUAUCUCAUAAUGUCUCCAUGGCACACUGGCAACCGUGGACAGGCUCUUUGUGUCUCUUUCCUUCCUUCCUCCAUUUCGCUUAUAUACCUUCUUGGCCUCUCUUUUCUUCUUUUCUUUCCUUCUUCCCUUAUUCUUUCUAAUAGACUUUGCCCCUCAUACUUCUUUUUCUUUUUUGUCCUUCCAAUGCUUCCUUUCUUUCUCCUUUCUCUUUCCUCUGACCCUUGAUUUUGUCCUUUCUUUCCUUUUUUCUUCCCUUUCUCCAUUUUCCUUCCCUCCUUUCUUCCUUUCCUCUCCCCCUUCCCUCCCCCCUUCCCUCUUUUUUGUUUCUCCCUCUCUUCUCUAUUUCCCUUCUUUCUUUCAUUCCUCCCCCCUUCAUACAUUUACUUCCUUCCCUUCCUGCCUGCCUCCUUUUUCUUUCUUUCCAUUCCCUCCUUCCCUUACUUUUCCCCUUCUUUUUCUUUACCACUGUGCUCCACUCCUUUUAUUUCUCAUUUACAUGAUAGAGGCUGACCCACCUAGCCACAGCCAACACGCUUUGCUCCUUUUCUUUCCCUUUGAAGUGGAGGUUAUACUUUGUUGGCUUCUAUAUAAGAUUAUUUGAGUUUAUUUUAUGAAGUAAAAUGAUGAGAUGAUUCAUAUAGUUAUCGAAACCCUAGGAUCCCAAAAGAGGACUCCCAAACCCACAGCCAUGGAAUGGUUUCAAUAGCCAAGUCCAACGUGGCAUUUUACUCAGAAGCCUCUGGUGGCACAGUGUGUUAAAGCGCUGAGCUGCUGAAGUUGCGGACCAAAAGGUCCCAGGUUCAAAUCCCGGGAGCGGAAUGAGCGCCCGCUGUUAGUCCCAGCUCCUGCCAACCUAGCAGUUUGAAAACAUGCAAAUGUGAGUAGAUCAAUAGGUAUCGCUCCAGCGGGAAGGUAACUGCGCUCCAUACAGUCAUGCCGGCCACAUGACCUUGGAGGUGUCUACGGACAACGCCGGCUCUUCAGCUUAGAAAUGGAGAUAAGCACCAACCAGAGUCAGACAUGACUGGACUUAACUUCAGGGGAAACCUUUACCUUUACUAAUUUGAGUUAACCUUCACAGAUUACUUUUAGGCUGGACACAUAUGUUUCACAAAGACUCAACAGCGGGGAACAUAAGAAAACCCCAUCACCCCUUCUGGCAGUAGGCAUCAUCCCUUAACAAUGCCCCCACACACCAAACAAAGGAGCCAAACCAAAGUUGCCCAAUGUGUCACCUCCUGAAAACCCAUUCAUGCAGGCUGACACCAUUGCUAUCCAAUGUUUCACCAGCACAGGUCAUUACCCUCACCCAGGAAGAAGAAACUACCAUCAUUGACAACCAUUACCUCAAACCUACCCACAUUAUUUCCAUUCCCACACCCAUGAGGCGAAAAAAGCAACAGCCACAAAACUUCAAACUGAGCAAUUUAUUAAAGUUUCCUCCAAACCCAGAGACCAAUCAUCAACAAGGGCAGUCAGUGCCUCACAGCCAACCCGCCUGCAGAUUCUAGCUGGCCAUAGUCAACAGUCAGGGCAGCAGAAGUGCUUUGUUUCAAACUGCUUUCAGAACCCUAUAAGUAUUUCUGUAUGUUUGCAUUGAGUUAUGUCAGUUUUUGGAGUGCACAUUCUGCUGACAUCUACUUUGACCAAGGUGAAUAAAUGCCUCUGUUCUUUGCCUUCA